This is a messenger RNA of Abrus precatorius (Indian licorice), 693 nucleotides long. RefSeq lists its product as uncharacterized. The record is from RefSeq and is a predicted model, not a curated record. Lineage: Eukaryota; Viridiplantae; Streptophyta; Magnoliopsida; Fabales; Fabaceae. The transcript has a single exon. The coding region runs from base 1 to 612 and encodes 203 amino acids.
AUGGUAAUAUCAGAGACCAACGUCUCUCUGCAACAAACAAACCCCACUUUUCUGAACCAAAACUCUCUUCUCCCUCUUAGCUUCAUCACGAUGGACAUGGAAAGAGGACCCAGAUAUGAAGCAUACGCUGAGUUGAGGGAAAGAAAGCUACGCAUGAAGUACCUGAGACAACAAGAACUAGAAGAAUAUGAAGAAGUAGAAAAAGAAGAAGCAAAGGUUCCAACCCCACCGAGAAAACAGGUGAAGUUUCAAGCUUCUGGGAGAAAAGGGUCUUCUCUUGUUGCUCAGUCUGUGCCAGAUUUGGGUGCAGCGUUGAGGAAGGAGAAUCGAAAGCCAAUGGUGAAUAUGCUACCUACAGUGAUGGAGUUGACACCUCCAUCCAAGAGUGGUUAUGGGGUUUUGUCAAGUUCAAGAGGAAGUAAAUCAGCAAAUGCAGGAGAGAAGAGAAGGGGUGGUGGAAUUCUCACUGCAAGGAAGAGCUAUGCCACCAUUCAUGAACUCAAGAGCUUUUCCUCUGCUACUGCCAAUGCUAUCAAUGGUGAAAGUAGAGGAAUAAGGAAUAGUAGCAGAGUGAUGGGGAAAAAGACUGUUUUGGGGUAUAGACAGUUUUGAGUUUGGAAAUGGAGUUUCUUAAACUUCGAUUUCUUUAUUUUGUGACUUUUCUGCCUUCAUUUUUCAUUUUUUUUAGUUUUG